GCGGGGCCGGCGGCGGGCGCCGUGAGCGCCGAGCGGAGCCUGGCGUGGGGGCCCGGGCUGGAAGCCGCCGCGGCCCUGCCCGUGCGCUACUUCUACGUCCAGGCGGUCAGCGCGGCCGGGCUCAACUUCUCCCGCUCCCCGGCAGGAAGAACACAGUUUAAAGUGGUAAUUAAAGCACUUUCUCCAAAAGAAAUCAGCAGAAUUUACACCUCUAAGCUUCUGGAUAGGAAUGAUGGCACAUUUCUUAUGCGCUAUCGGAUGUAUGGGAGUGUCCGAAAAGGGUUAAAAAUUGAGAUACUUUAUGGUGAUAAGCAUGUAGCUCGAUCUCCUUAUAUUUUGAAAGGACCAGUUUAUCAUGAAUACUGUGAUUGUCCAGAAGAAGACCCUGAGAUCUGGCAAAACAUUCUCUCUUGUCCAUCCCAAGAACCUCAGAUUACUAAGGACUUCACGUCUUUUCCCACUAUUGACCUUCAGCGAAUGCUCAAAGAAAUCCCAACAAAGCUCAGUCAGACAAGAGGUGCUAUUGUUCAUUACACUAUUCUCAAUAACCACAUUUACCGUCGCUCCUUGGGGAAGUACACAGACUUCAAAAUGUUCUCUGAUGAAAUGUUGCUUUCACUGGCAAGAAAGGUUCGUCUUCCUGAUGUCGAGUUUUAUCUUAAUGUUGGAGAUUGGCCAGUUGAGUAUCGAAAAGCCAAUGAUACACCUGGUCCUAUACCUGUCAUUUCAUGGUGUGGCUCUGUAGAUUCAAGAGAUAUAGUCCUUCCAACAUAUGAUGUAACUCAUUCAACUCUUGAAACCCUACGUGGUGUCACAAACGAUCUUCUUUCUAUUCAAGGCAACACAGGCCCUUCCUGGGAAAACAAAACUGAGCGAGCUUUAUUUAGAGGUCGAGACAGCCGAGAAGAACGUCUCUAUCUUGUCAAACUAUCCAAGGAAAAUCCGGAACUAUUAGAUGCUGGAAUAACUGGAUAUUUCUUCUUCAGAGAAAAAGAAAAAGAUCUGGGAAAGGCUCAGCUGAUGGGUUUCUUUGACUUCUUUAAGUACAAAUACCAGGUGAAUGUAGAUGGGACUGUAGCAGCUUACAGAUUUCCGUACCUCUUGCUGGGUGACAGCCUAGUAUUGAAGCAAGCUUCUCAGUACUACGAACACUUCUAUACUGAAUUAAAACCAUGGAAACAUUAUGUUCCAGUUAAGAGAAGUUUAGAAGACUUGCUAGACAAAAUCAAAUGGGCUAAGGAAAAUGAUGAAGAAGCAAGAAAAAUUGCUAAAGAAGGACAGUUAAUUGCAAGAGAACUGCUUCAGCCUCACAGGCUUUACUGCUACUAUUAUAAAGUGUUCCAGAAAUAUGCCAAACACCAAGCCAGCAAACCUGAAAUACGGGAUGGAAUGGAGCUUGUACCUCAGCCUGACGACAGAGACUCAGUAUGCAGCUGCCACAGGAAAAAGCCUUUAAGGGAAGAUCUAUAACUGUACCAGAUGGAGAAAAUCACUCACUUAUGAUGCAAGAAUUUAAAUAGGAGUCAAGCUGUGAAAUCUAAGACACUUACACACUAGCAAACAUUCUUAGUUAAAGUAUUCUAUUGUAUUUACAUAUCCUUUUUCACACUGACUCUGAUCUGCAACGUUGGUUCCCACAGUUUUGUCUCCGUGACCACCACCACACAGGUACUGAACCUGUAAUGGGGAGCUUCUCGGGGACUUGUCUGCUGUACUGGAUCAUCAGGAAGAAGAGCGCGGUGCUGUUCCUGGUCCAGCUAGGACCUAGGUACCACAGUGGUAUGGGGAAUCAGUCAUCCACAAGAAAGCUUUGAUGAGUCAGUGCAAAUUAUUCUAAAGGAGCAUUUGCAACAUACUAAAACAGUGUUAUGAUUUCUUCAUAAAGUUUACCUCAGUGUUAGACUGAUUCUUGUAUACCAAAAACUUUUCUAACUAGACAAAUAAAAAUAGUAUUUGAGAUUUACAGGUUUCAAA
This is a messenger RNA of Rhea pennata, 1974 nucleotides long. It is a transcript of the gene POGLUT3, whose product is annotated as protein O-glucosyltransferase 3. NCBI's taxonomy places the organism in Eukaryota, Metazoa, Chordata, Aves, Rheiformes, Rheidae. Gene Ontology annotation, molecular function: glucosyltransferase activity. The transcript has 8 exons. Bases 247 to 1470 code for a protein of 407 amino acids. Gene Ontology annotation, cellular component: endomembrane system. The record is from RefSeq and is a predicted model, not a curated record.